CUUGCUGGACCGACCUUCAAGCCGGUACUUGCACCUUUCCGACCCGGCUCGCGCGACUCGGGCCAUUCAGCCUCACCCUUCCCACCUCGACCACCUCCACCACCUCGACCGCUCGGCCGACCCCUCACGACAGCCACGGGCAACACCAGCGCACUCGAGUCGUCCUCACGCCACACCAUGUCCGCCGACUCGAACCAGUUUGGCAGCCUGAUCUUCUGCUCCCGGUGCGGGACCCUCCUCGACCUCCCCGGCGACGAGGACCACCUCGUGUGCAGCGGGUGCGGCCAGGUCGAGGACGCUCAAGCGUACGAGGGCCAGGUCAUCACGACCAAGUCGAACCCGGCGGCCUUCCCGUCCUCCUUGCGGCAACUCAAGUCGAGCCUCGUCAAGGGUCGCGGCGAGGUCGAGAAGAAGAAGGUCUACGUCGACGAGGUCUGCGAGAAGUGCGGCGAGAAGCAGAUGUCGGUCAAGACGAUGCAGCUCCGGUCUGCAGACGAAGGAGCUACUGUGUUCUACUCGUGCGAGAAGUGCGGGUGGCAGACGCGCCUCAACAACUAGAUCUCGUUCGCGCCUCGUCUGUUGUAUUCCUCCCCCUCUGCAACCGCAUUUUCCUUG
This is a messenger RNA of Rhodotorula graminis WP1, 615 nucleotides long. RefSeq lists its product as uncharacterized. Bases 178 to 558 code for a protein of 126 amino acids. Gene Ontology annotation, biological process: DNA-templated transcription; termination of RNA polymerase I transcription. Gene Ontology annotation, cellular component: RNA polymerase I complex. The record is from RefSeq and is a predicted model, not a curated record. The transcript is spliced from 6 exons. Gene Ontology annotation, molecular function: nucleic acid binding; zinc ion binding; DNA-directed RNA polymerase activity. NCBI's taxonomy places the organism in Eukaryota, Fungi, Basidiomycota, Microbotryomycetes, Sporidiobolales, Sporidiobolaceae.